AAUUCAAACACAGUGGCUUUCUGUCAUUGUUGUACAGAAAGUGUCGAGUUUAAAAGUGAAAAUGUGCAGAGCCGUGUGUGUCCUCGCGCUCAUCGUUUUAAUCAGCCCUGCUGAAGCGCUGGACAAUGGUCUCGCGCUGAAACCCACUAUGGGCUGGCUGCACUGGGAGAGAUUCAUGUGUAAUAUCGACUGUGACAAGGACCCAAAUAACUGCAUCAGCGAGCGUCUGUACAUGCAGAUGGCAGAUGUGAUGGUGAAGGAGGGCUGGAAAGAGGCCGGUUACGAGUACGUCUGUAUCGAUGACUGCUGGCCCUCCCACCAGCGCGAUGCCAAGGGCCGCCUGCAGGCAGACCCCAAAAGAUUCCCGGGAGGCAUCAAGAAACUGGCUGACUAUGUUCAUUCUAAGGGACUGAAGCUGGGUAUCUAUGCAGAUGUGGGAAAGAAGACCUGUGCUGGAUACCCUGGCAGUCUGGGUUACUAUGAGACAGACGCUCAGACUUUUGCAGACUGGGAGGUGGAUCUGCUUAAAUUUGAUGGCUGUUAUAUGGACUGGACCCUGCUGGGAGAAGGCUACAUCAACAUGUCACAAGCACUGAACAAAACUGGAAGAAGUAUCCUGUACUCCUGUGAGUGGCCUCUGUACGAGUGGCCUUUCCGUCAGCCCAACUACACAGCCAUCCGUGAGACGUGUAACCACUGGCGCAACUAUGCUGACGUGUACGACUCAUGGAGCUCUGUCAAGUCCAUCUUGGACUGGACCGCUUCACAUCAAGACAUUAUUGUCCCCGCGGCUGGACCUGGGGGCUGGAACGACCCUGACAUGCUCGUGAUUGGAAACUUUGGCCUGAGUCAUGACCAGCAGGAGUCUCAGAUGGCAUUAUGGGCCAUCAUGGCAGCCCCUCUGCUCGUGUCCAAUGAUCUGAGGGACAUUUGUCCUCGCUCCAAGGAGCUGCUGCAGAACAGACACAUCAUCGCCAUCAGCCAGGACCCACUGGGCAAGCAAGGAUACCUCACUGCCAAGGUGGACAGUUUUGAGGUCUGGGAGAGGCCUCUGUCCGACAAACGACUGGCUCUCGCGGUGCUAAACAAACAGGAGAUUGGAGGUCCCCGAGAGUUUGUCAUCAAAGCGUCUCCUGGCUGGAAGAUCUGUGACCCACAGUGUAACGUCACUCAGAUCCUGCCUAAGUACAAGGAGCUGGGUGUUCAGACACCAAACACCAAAAUGGUUCUGUCUGUCAACCCCUCAGGCACGUCUCUACUGACUGUCACUCCCAUCAGCGGCGACUUUACGCGGCUUCACAGGCUGCACUGGAAGAGCACGUCUGUCAAACGCAAGUACAACGUGAUCUUGUAGUCCUUAGAUGGUUAUGCACUUGAUCUGACGACUAUUUUGACUGACUGAAGUUGAAAAUUGUUGAUCUUUUAACUUUUAAACAGAUGUGCUGCUUUUGUAAAAUUGAGUAUUAAAAUUUAAAAAAGGGAA
Molecule: messenger RNA, 1483 nt
Organism: Plectropomus leopardus (leopard coralgrouper)
Lineage: Eukaryota; Metazoa; Chordata; Actinopteri; Perciformes; Serranidae
Gene: gla
Product: galactosidase, alpha
Biological process (GO): glycoside catabolic process; oligosaccharide metabolic process
Cellular component (GO): cytoplasm
Molecular function (GO): alpha-galactosidase activity
Source: RefSeq, a predicted model, not a curated record